GCGGGAGUUGCGACGCCGCGCGUCCCCGUCUUCAACGCAGCGCGGGAGAUUCAGGAGACGAAAAGCGACCCCAUCACCAAUCCGUGGACUCUGCGCACUGGGGAAGUUUCCGGUGUUUGUGCAAAGAUGCCUUGUGAGAGGAAGCCGAUGCGCUACGGGCACUCGGAGGGACACACCGAGGUCUGCUUCGAUCACUCUGGGAGGUUCUUGGUGACCGGCGGGAACGACGGAGAUGUUCGCAUCUGGGAGGGUCUGGAUGACGACGAUCCCAAGUUCAUCACCGUGGGGGACAAGGUGUACUCUCUGGCGCUCAAGAACGGCAAGCUGGUGACGGCGAGCUCCAACAACACGGUGCAGAUCCACACGUUCCCCGGGGGCGACCCGGACGGCAUCCUGACCCGGUUCACCACCAACGCCACGCACGUCACCUUCAACAGCAGCGGCUCCAGGGUCGCUGCCGGCUCCAGUGACUUCAUGGUGAAGGUGGUGGAGGUGUCAGACAGCAGCCAGCAGAAAACGCUGCGAGGCCACGAAGCGCCUGUCCUCAGUGUGACCUUUGACCCCAAAGACGACUUCCUGGCCUCCGCCAGCUGCGACGGCUCCGUGGUGGUUUGGAGCAUCGAGGAUCAGUCCCAGCUGAUCCGCUGGCCUCUGCUGCAGAAGACCAACGACGUCAGCAACGCCAAGUCUCUGUGUCGGCUCGCCUGGCAGCCCGUGGGGGCAAAGUUGUUAGCGGUUCCCGUGGAGACGAAGGUGCACCUGUACGAGCGAGGCUCCUGGGAUCACGUGAGCACGCUGUCCGAUGAUCUGCAGACGCAGCUCAUCAACGUGGUGGCCUGGUCUCCGUGUGGCCGGUUCCUGGCGGCGGGCGGCGUGGGCGGCUCGCUGACGGUGUGGGACGUGAACAGCAAGCUCUGCGUGGAAAGGCAGAAGCACGAGAAGGGCCACACGGUGUGCAGUCUGGCCUGGAGUCCUUCAGGCAGCCAGGUGGCCUACACCGACACAGAGGGCCGCCUGGGUCUGCUGGACGGACUCAGCACCUCCUCCUCCUCCUCCUCCUCCUCCAAGCCGUCUAAGAAAGCGGCCGAAACCUACGACGACCUUUUUGACGAUGACGAUGACCGGCUCAUGGACGAAGGCCUCAGCGAACACAACUCGCCGGUCAAGAAACCCGUCGCCGUGGACGACGAUGAAGACGAUGACCUGAUGCCGGCGACGGGGCGGCCGAGGAACCGCGGGGCGAUCCUGGACGACGAGCUCUCGCUGGACGCCGGCUCGCUGAAGUUGGGUCGGGACAAAUUUGGAGGCGACGAAGACGGGGACGACGCCAGCAGCGCCGUCAUGGCGGCCGCCCCCCCGCCUGGGCCCCUUCGCCCCGUCUACGAGGGGCCCCUGCCGACGCCCCCGCAGAAGGCCUUCCAGCCGGGCUCCACGCCGGCUCACCUCACGCACCGCUUCAUGAUGUGGAACUCGGUGGGAAUCGCUCGCGGCUACAACGACGAUCAGGACAACGCCAUCGACGUGGAGUUCCACGACACGGCCGUGCACCACGCCAUGCACCUCGCCAACUCGCUGGGUCACACCAUGGCCGACCUUUCCCAGGAGGCCGUGCUCCUGGCCUGCCCCGGCACGGAGGAGCUCGCCAGCAAGCUGCAGUGCCUCCACUUCUCCUCCUGGGACACCAACAAGGACUGGAUGGUGGACCUGCCGGCGGGCGAGGAGGCGCGGGCGCUGUGCCUCGGGGGGGGCUGGGCGGCGGUCGCCACCAGCGCCCUGAUGCUCCGCCUCUUCUCCGUGGGGGGGGUCCAGAGGGAAGUCUUCAGCCUGCAGGGGAACGUGGUCUGCAUGGCGGGGCACGGGGAGCAGCUGCUCAUCGUCUACCACCGGGCCCCCGGCUUCGACGGGGAUCAGGCUCUGGGGGUCCAGCUGCUGCAGCUGGGGCCCAGGAAGAGUCAGCUGAUCCGCGGGGAGGCGCUGCCUCUGUCCCGCCGGGCCCACCUGACGUGGCUCGGGUUCACCGCCGAGGGCACCCCGUGCUACGUGGACUCGGAGGGGUCGGUCCGGAUGCUGAACCGGUCCCUCGGCAACACCUGGACACCCGUGUGCAACACCGGGGAAACGUGCAAAAGCCGGUCAGACCACUACUGGGUGGUGGGGGUCCACGAGAACCCCCAGCAGCUCAGGUGCAUCCCCUGCAAAGGCUCCAGGUACCCCCCCACGCUGCCCAGGCCAGCUGUGGCCAUCCUGCCCUUCAAGCUGCCCAUGUGUCAGACCUCCACGGAGAAGGGACUGAUGGAGGAGCAGUUCUGGCGCUCCGUCCUCUUCGAGAACCACUUUGGGUUCCUGUCGUCCAGCGGCUACGAGGUGGACGAGGAGGCUCAGACUCGCUCCCAGAAGGAGCAGCAGGAGCUGCUGAUGAAGAUGUUUGCACUCUCCUGUAAGCUGGAGAGGGAGUUCCGCUGCGUGGAGCUGGCGGAGCUCAUGACCCACAACGCGGUGACCCUGGCCAUCCGCUACGCCUCGCGCUCCCGCCGCAUGGGCCUCGCCCAGCGCCUCAGCGAGGUCGCCCUGGAGAAGGCCAACCGCCUCCGGGAGGAAGAGCCGGAAGAAGAGGCGGAGCACGCUGCCAGACGGGCUUCUGGGUACGAGGUCACAGGAGGUCGCCAAGGCAACAGACCUAACCACAAGGAGCAGGUGGAGCAGGUGGAGCAGGUGGAGCAAGUACAGGGGCCCCAGGAGGAGGAAGAACCAGAAACCAGAGAAUGUGUCAAUCCGUUCGCUAAAGAAGCCACUUCACCUGUGGUUCCUUCUCUGACACCACUCGGUAAAUCCGGACGAGCAAAUCCCUUCAAGGUCUCCUCCUCCUCCUCCUCCUCCUCGGCGGCGCAGCCUCGCGGGACCAACAUCCUGGACAACAUGGCGUCCGGCAGGAAGUCGUCUCCGCUCGCCGGCUCUGCAGGGAAAGCAAGCAAAGGCCCCGUCCUCAAACCGCUGCCCCCCCGACCCAGAAGCAAGACUCAGUCCACUCUGCUGCAGAUGACCAGCUCCAAGAAGAAGACCCAGGAGAUCACGCAGAAGCAACCUGAAGCUCCGCCUCCAGCGUCGCCUGCUGACAGCGGCGACAACGACAGGCCCAAGACGGGCUUCCAGCUGUGGCUGGAGGAGAACAGGAAGAGCAUCAGCGCCGACCACCCCGAGCUGGAGGAGACGGAGGUCAUCAAGGAGGCCAUGGGGCGCUUCAGGACGCUGUCUGCAGAGGAGCGACUGUCGUGGACGGAAAGAGCAAAAAGCCAAACGGGAGACGCAGCGGACCUGAAGAAGAGGAAGAGAGGAGGAGGAGGAGGUGAUGAAGAAGGAGCGGCCGGAGGAGAUGACGAACAUGGACCGGUGGAAGCAGAUGAAAAUAGUGCCAAGAAGAAGAGAUCUUUGGAUCCCUCCGCCAAGCUUUCAGCGUUUGCUUUUAACAAAAACUGACUUUUAAAUCCUCGAUGCGUCCGUGCUGCAGGUUCUGUUCUUUCAGGCACUUGAUCAGAACAUUUAAAGAGGCCUUGGGUUAUUGAUCAGGUAGACCUUCAUUUCUUACAUUCAUGACAUUUCUUCUGUGUAUUUUAAAAGUUGAAUAAAUGUAAAUGUUUGUUGGUUCA
This is a messenger RNA of Pungitius pungitius (ninespine stickleback), 3644 nucleotides long. It is a transcript of the gene wdhd1, whose product is annotated as WD repeat and HMG-box DNA binding protein 1. The transcript has 26 exons. The record is from RefSeq and is a predicted model, not a curated record. Gene Ontology annotation, molecular function: protein binding; chromatin binding. Gene Ontology annotation, biological process: mitotic cell cycle; DNA repair; DNA-templated DNA replication. Gene Ontology annotation, cellular component: nuclear replication fork. NCBI's taxonomy places the organism in Eukaryota, Metazoa, Chordata, Actinopteri, Perciformes, Gasterosteidae. Bases 127 to 3474 code for a protein of 1115 amino acids.